AUGUCCGGCGGCGAGCGGCGCCCCUCCACCUGCCGCGUGGAGCUGGGCGCGCUGCUGGCGCCCGAGCCGCGCCCGCCCGACAGCAAGGUCAAGCGACACAGCAUCCAUGGGAUGACAGAGGAGGAGAAUGUGGUGCGCCCGCACCAGGAGAUGGCUGUACUGUCGCUGGAGGAGAAGAAAUACCUGCUUGGCGUGGAGAGGGGUGAUGUGGCGGGCACGAGGCGGGUGCUGCAGCGCGCCCGGGACACCGGGCACAUCAACGUGGACUGCGUGGACCCCCUGGGGCGAAGUGCGCUCCUCAUGGCCAUCGAUAACGAGAACCUCGAGAUGGUGGAACUGUUACUGGAGUUCGGGGUGGAGACACGAGACGCCUUAUUGCACGCCAUCUCCGAAGAGUUUGUGGAGGCUGUCGAGGCGCUUCUCGAUCAUGAGGAGCGCACCAGAAAGCCGGGAGAGCUGCAUAGCUGGGAGGCGCUCCCGCCGGAGACGGCCACCUUCACGUCGGACAUCACGCCGCUGAUCCUGGCCGCGCACAGAGACAGCUACGAGAUCAUCAAGCUGCUGCUUGACCGCGGCGCAUCUCUGCCGGUACCUCACGACGUGCGCUGCGGCUGCGACGAGUGCGUGCGCUCGCGCCGCGAGGACUCUCUUCGGCACUCGCGCUCCCGCAUCAACGCGUACCGCGCCCUCGCCUCCCCCUCCCUCAUAGCCCUCUCCUCUAAAGACCCCAUCCUCACCGCGUUUGAGCUCUCAUGGGAGCUGCGCCGACUGUCCGCACUCGAGCACGAGUUCAAGACCGAGUACCAGGAGCUGCGCAUGCAGUGCCAAGAGUUCGCUACCGCGUUGCUCGACCACACGCGAACCUCGCACGAGCUUCAAGUUCUGCUCAACCACGAGACGGGCUCCCCGCAGGCUCCUCUCGCCGAGCCCGGCGCACCGGAGAGGAUGCGUCUGUCGCGUCUCAAAUUGGCCAUCAAACUGCGCCAAAAAAAGUUCGUCGCGCAUCCAAAUGUGCAGCAACUGCUGGCGUCUAUAUGGUAUGAAAGUGUCCCGGGAUUUCGGCGCAAAAACAUGCUGCUGCAAGCGGUCGAAAUGAUGCGUAUAGGAGCUAUGUUCCCGUUGUACUCCUUGGCGUAUAUAGCAGCUCCACACUCCACCGCCGGCCGGACUCUCCGCAAGCCCUUCAUCAAAUUUCUUUGCCAUUCAGCCAGCUAUUUCAUGUUCCUUUUCUUAUUAAUAUUGGCGUCCCAAAGAAUUGAAACGACGGCGGCAGGGUUACUUCGGGGCGCGACGAAUGAAAUUCCACUCUCUCGACGAGGGUCCCUGCCGUCAUUAGUAGAAUGGCUUAUACUGUCUUGGGUCAGCGGUUUGAUCUGGAGUGAAGUGAAACAACUAUGGGACAUGGGCUUGCGAGAGUACGUGCAUGAUAUGUGGAACGUGAUAGACUUUGUGACUAAUUCUUUAUAUGUUGCAACAGUCGCUCUACGAAUAGUAUCAAAUUUUCAGGUUCGCCGGGAAAUGGCGAUGAAUCUUCAAUGGAAUCAACCGCGUGAGAAAUGGGACGCUUGGGAUCCGAUGCUUCUAUCGGAGGGUUUGUUUUCAGCUGCGAAUAUCUUCAGUAGUUUGAAGCUAGUGUACAUUUUUAGCGUCAAUCCCCACCUCGGACCUCUGCAAGUGUCCCUUAGUCGUAUGGUGCUAGAUAUUUUAAAGUUUUUCGUGUUGGACAUUCUCGUCAUCUUCGCGUUUUCUUGUGGAUUAAACCAGCUGUUAUGGUACUAUGCUGAGAUGGAAAAGAAACGUUGCACAAUAGGAACUGUAGCAGCAGCUAAUGGUACAAUAGUGGAUCCAGAUGCUUGCGUUGUAUGGAGACGAUUUGCUAAUCUGUUCGAAACAAUGCAAACCCUGUUCUGGGCGGUGUUCGGGCUAGUGGAUUUGGAUUCGUUUGAACUAGACGGCAUCAAAAUCUUCACACGCUUCUGGGGCAUGCUGAUGUUUGGAACUUACGCUGUUAUCCAAAUAAUAGUGCUUCUUAACUUGCUGAUUGCUAUGAUGAAUCAUUCUUAUCAACUGAUAUCCGAGCGUGCUGACGUUGAAUGGAAGUUUGCGCGAAGCAAAUUGUGGAUCAGCUAUUUCGAGGAAGGAGGAACGGUACCGCCACCCUUCAACGUCAUCCCGUCUCCGAAGUCCGCACUUUACACUUGGAACUGGCUUCAACGACGCCUCUGCGGACAUGCGCGAGCUAAGCGUGAACAUAUGCGUACCAUUCGGAGAAAAGCAAAGCAGGCCAAUGAGAGGGACUUCCGGUAUCAGGCUAUAAUGCGGAACUUGGUGCGGCGGUACGUGACGGUGCAGCAGCGGCGCGCGGAGUGCGGCGGCGUCACGGAGGACGACGUGAACGAGAUCAAGCAGGAUGUCAGUGCUUUUCGCUGCGAGCUGGUAGAGAUCCUGCGCAACUCCGGCAUGAACACAUCCACUGCUAACGCUGGGGCUCCGGGUGGCGGUGGCGGCAAAAAGAACCGCCAAAAGGAGCGCCGUCUGAUGAAGGGCUUCAACAUCGCGCCAGGGGGUUCUCUUGCGCCGGUGGACGAGUUCUUGGCGUCACUGCAUCACGAGCACGACGCUCACGGACCACACGGUCCCCACGGACCCCACAGUGCUCACCACGCGUCAUUGUCGGCACUGCUGGGGGGCAGACUUCGCGCCAGUCAGUCAAGUCUGUCUGAUGGUGGGACGAAUGCUCGCCGAAAGUCUCCUCACAAACGCCGCUGGGGCACCAUCAUCGAGGCCGCGAGAGCCGCAAGGGUCUCACGGCUCAUUGGUCGCUCGCGUUCCGAGGACUCCGUCUGCGAUCAUGCGAGACCCUCGCCCAGUGGCAGCGAGCGGUCGGAGUCGGGCAGCGACUCCGCUCGCAGCCCGGAACGCACACGCAGCGGGCCGCUGCACCCGCUGUCGGCGCUUGCAGCUCUCAAGCGCAAGCGAAAGAAGUUCUCGGACUCGCGGCGCGCGCCGGCCGAGGAACGCGCCUGCGCUUCGGAAGCGCUGCAGCGCGCCAGCUCCGUGCCGGCGCGCGUGCCGCCCGCGCCGCCGCCGCGCGCGCCGCCCGCCCCCGCGCACGCCCCGCUCCCCGCCGCGCCCCCGCCCGCCGGAAGCCGGGAGCCGCUGCUCGCCAGCCUCGACGACGACGCGCACAAGGAGGCUUGUGGGCAGUGUGGGUACGAAACCAGCGUGGAGGGAGGGACGGAGGAGUGCGAGAGGUCCACAAGCCCAGGGGGAGCGUCGUGUGGACGCUGUGCGGCUCUGGCGCGCCUCGCCGGCGUCACGCCACUGCACGGACACGCGCCGCACCACUCCGCCGGAUGGCUCUAG
Molecule: messenger RNA, 3366 nt
Organism: Parnassius mnemosyne (clouded apollo)
Lineage: Eukaryota; Metazoa; Arthropoda; Insecta; Lepidoptera; Papilionidae
Source: the annotation of a GenBank genome assembly